CUCCCCUUUCCCAUCUUGUUCCCUCACUCAGAAGUGACGCGAGGAAGGAUGCAUUCUUAAUAGGGUUUUCCCGAAUUUUUCUGUGAUUAGACGUUUGCUCGGGCUGCAAGACAGAUUUUGUUUUGUGAAAAAGGAUAUAUAUAUAUGUUAUAUGAAAUCUCCUUGACACACACACAGGGGAUCUCUGUGGCUGUUGGAUAGUGGAGCUGGAGGGGGUGGACAGCAGGGUUUCCAUGGCUCCUUUGUCAGGGCUGCAGUGGUGGCGCCUCCAGGCACUCGGGCAGUUCCUAGUUUAAAAUUAUCUCUUCAGUUUUUUUUUCAAAAAAAAAUUCGUUUAGGGGGAAAAAUCGCCAAGCCUAUAAAUCUGUUUUAUAAACUAACCUGUGGACCUUUCCUGUGGAAACUAUUCCUGUUUUUAAUUUUAAGUUUGAAAUGAGAUUAAUUUAUCAUUUGUUUUAAGAAUCGGAGAGUUUCAAUUGUAUCAUCAAGUUUUUUUUAAAAAAUUGUGUGUGUAUGUAUGUGCGUGUGUUUCCGGUGAUGAUAUGUUGCUUGAAGGAAGACAGGAGGCAGAUUUUAACCGGUUUUUGUUGAAGGCGCCGGCAGGGUUUGACUUCUUAAGUGUUUAAGAGAUUUGUGUGUGUCGGGAGGGUUUUUUCCUAAAUCGUUUUGUGUGUACAUAUAUAUAUAUAUAUAUAUAUAUAAAGAGGCGAGUGGCCGUGAGACCGAGUUGCUGCAUUGCAGCCCCCCCCCCCCCUCCCCCUUUGGAAUAUUAUCUGUACAAUGGCGACUCCCAGCUACAGCAACAACUCCAGCAGCUCAGCUCAGCAGCAACAGAGUCAGCAGCAAAACACAACUACCUGCAUGCAGGAAUUGAAACACAGAAAUCUCAAACAGAAGCCCUUCCUCAGUCCAGACCAAGAUCCAGAGGGGAGGAGGGUGGGCAAGUUGGUUUGUGGAGGAGAACUUCACUCAAAAAAUGAGGACUACUACACUUUUGGCGUUCAGCUAAGCAUCAGUGGAAACGAGCAAAUUAAACGCAAAGCAUUGAAGUUGAAUUUUGCAAACCCAGCCAUCAAGACAACAGCAAGGCUUCCACUAAAUCCAACAGGCGGAGUUCACUUUCAGAACCCACACAUAGAAAGGCUGCGGACUCACAGCAUUGAGUCUUCAGGGAAAUUGAAAAUCUCUCCAGAACAGUUGUAUGACUUCACAGCAGAUGAUCUAAAGGACCUUGGGGAAAUAGGACGUGGGGCCUAUGGUUCUGUGAACAAAAUGAUCCACAACCCAAGCGGACAGGUUAUGGCUGUGAAACGAAUUCGAUCGACAGUCGAUGAAAAAGAACAGAAGCAGCUUUUAAUGGAUCUAGAUGUUGUGAUGAGGAGUAGUGAUUGUCCAUAUAUUGUUCAGUUUUAUGGAGCGCUCUUCAGGGAGGGCGAUUGUUGGAUAUGCAUGGAACUCAUGUCUACCUCGUUUGACAAAUUCUAUAAAUAUGUAUACGGUGCAUUAGAUGAUGUUAUCCCAGAAGAGAUCUUGGGCAAAAUCACAUUAGCUACUGUGAAAGCACUUAACUACUUAAAAGAAAACUUGAAAAUAAUUCACCGAGAUAUCAAACCUUCUAAUAUUCUUAUGGACAGGAAUGGCAAUAUUAAACUCUGUGAUUUUGGUAUUAGCGGACAACUAGUGGACUCAAUUGCCAAAACGAGAGAUGCAGGAUGUCGACCAUACAUGGCACCUGAAAGAAUAGAUCCAAGUGCUUCAAGACAAGGCUACGAUGUCCGAUCAGAUGUUUGGAGUUUGGGAAUCACAUUAUAUGAACUAGCCACUGGACGAUUCCCUUAUCCAAAAUGGAACAGUGUAUUUGAUCAACUAACCCAGGUAGUAAAAGGAGAUCCCCCACAGCUUUGCAACUCUGAAGAAAGAGCAUUUUCUCCCAGCUUCAUCAACUUUGUUAACUUGUGCCUUACAAAGGAUGAGUCCAAAAGGCCAAAGUAUAAAGAGCUUCUGAAACAUCCUUUCAUCUUGAUGUAUGAAGAGCGCAGGGUGGACGUUGCAAGUUACGUUUGCAGAAUCUUGGAUCAAAUGCCCCCAACCCCCGUUUCCCCAAUGUAUGUCGAUUGAUUCUGCUGCUGAAAAGACAGCCUUAAAAUUGGCUGAAAGAAAUCAAGGUGUAAAGAUUUGUUUUAUGACACAUUGCAGUGUUUCUAUUUUUAACUUGCUCAAACAGACUGUGCAAUAAAAAUUGGUGUUCCAUUUUAUCCGUGUCUGCCCACAAUUGUCCAUUCGAAAAGCAUCCUUCUCAUUGUACCCAAGUCAUCAAGAGAGUUUAUGUGGAUCAGAGAGUGUUAUUGCCUUUUCGGGUGAAAGAUAUGGAGGCUGCCAGUGUGCUCAUUUCAAUCUGGAUCUUGGUGGGAUAUUAUGCAGCUGCUGGUGGGAACAGUUUGAAGCUGGAGACUUUUCGAUACAAUACUGGGAAGACUAAGGCUCGGACUAGCUGUUCCCGCCAUUGCAUAGAAUAUUUUUAGCAGAUCCCUCAAGACUCCAAAAUAUCUGCUUUGUCUUCAACAAAAGGGAAUUUGUACACGAACAGGAAAAGUUACUCCAGUGCAGUCUCAAGCACCUUGAGGAAUUUUGCUUCACAAAGUGCAAUAGAUUUGCUGAUUUUAAUUCUGUUGCUUUAUAGUUAGUGUCUAUCAUGGAGGAAAAGAGAAUCUGUAUUUUACUGUUAAUAAAGUUGAAAUGAUUUUUAAAUAAAGGCAUAACUGAACACUAUGUCAUUCACCAAAAAAAAGUGUGUGGACUGAGAAUUGCAAAGAAAGCAAAAUUAAUACAGGAAAGAUUUGCUGCAAAAAGGUUUUUCCCCUGAAACAGAACUUUUAUAUGACUUGAAUGUCAUUCACUGUACAAUAUCUUUGUAACUAUUGGGAAAAAUAGCCUAGGCACCUGAAGAAAGUGUUUUAAUAUUGUCUAUUGAAAUCUACAGAAAAGAAGACUGAACUAUGGUGUAACUUUGGGCAGAAUGCUCGAAGAGUAAAGCAUGCUGGAAAAAAAUAAGCUUGUGUUGAAGCAACGAAUGUUUUCCUGUUUGUUGAUCAGUCUGUAAAUGUGCACAUUGAUGUCUUAGGAUCUUACACAAAAGCAGGCUAUAUAUGGAUUAUGCAGUAAGCACCUGGCAGUGAUGUUCUUAAAUGUUUCCCACCGACAGCUCAUAUUGUGGUUCAAUGUGCUAUUUUUUAAUCAGAAAUUAUUUAUGCAAAAAUUAAUGUAUACCUGUGACUGCUGUAAACCUUGAAGUUCUCCAGGUUUAACAGUGGUGUGAUAACACCAAUUGCCUACUAGUUUGGUUUAAUUAUUGGUUGUACUUGUCUACUGAGGAAAAUUGUUUAACGGUAAGAGGAACAAAUUGCCAAGUCCAGAUGCUAGGUGCAGAGUCUUCUGAUUAAUGCGACACCACUGUGACUUCCCUGCUCCAGGGGUGCUAAAUGUCUGGAAGAAUUCUGUUGCUUGAGGUAGCUACAGGAUGGUUUUAAUUUUAGCUACACAUGAUCCAGGACUUGUGCUACACAAAGAGGAUUCUUUGAGAGAUUCUAUUUUUCAUACAGUGUCUAGAGAGUGUGCUGGGUUUUUUUUUGAGGGGUGUGAUAGUUUCUUGUACGUUUUUGUAACAGACAAGUAUAUCCAGUAAGUAUGUCCACUGUAGAUCAGUAAGUCACUAAAGUUAUAAAAUUAUGCAGAAUUUUUGUUCCUCUUGUCUGCUUUCAUGACUAAACACACAAGCCCAUCUGCCAACCCCACCAAAAAUUCCUUAUGACCCACCACCAGCCUUGCUUGGCAGUUCAUUAAUGUGUUCAAUUCUACUGGUGAAGAAGUGAACUUGAUGUGAAUGUCAAGGGACUUUACUUCAAACUUUUUGAGUGGAAUGCCUGUAAAAAUUGGCAGUUUAUUCCUAUAUUAAUCUUAGAUUAUAAUCUAUUAAGGGUGAGGAAUAUAUUACAGUGUAUCUUUAAAAAAAAGGUGUAUAAUGGUCACAAACUGUGAAAAUAGAAUAAGAACUGUACAUUGUGAACUUCGGUUAAUUUUUCUUUCCUGUACCAUAGAAAAUGUAUAAAAAUUAUCAAAGCUGAUGUGCAGGGAUAAUGCCUUACUUGUCUGUGAAAAUGGAGCUCGCUGAGUAUCAUCACCAUUGCAUUAUUUUACAGAGCUCAUGGAUAUUUCUUAUCCUGUAUACUGGUUUGACUUCUUCCUAUAUUUAAAACAUUAUAAAUGGAAUCUUAAGUGUUCAUGUAAUAGUUCUAUACUCUUGCCUGCAGGUCAGUUGUAAUAAAACUAGAACGUGACUGUGACCUUGUUCUUGUUUUGUAAGAUCUGAAACACACAAUUGCAAAAAUAAACUCCAAAUUGAAAUACUG
Molecule: messenger RNA, 4406 nt
Organism: Chiloscyllium plagiosum (whitespotted bambooshark)
Lineage: Eukaryota; Metazoa; Chordata; Chondrichthyes; Orectolobiformes; Hemiscylliidae
Gene: map2k4a
Product: mitogen-activated protein kinase kinase 4a
Biological process (GO): MAPK cascade; protein phosphorylation
Molecular function (GO): JUN kinase kinase activity; ATP binding
Source: RefSeq, a predicted model, not a curated record